AUGGUGUACGAUAUCGAUGCAAUAAUUCCCACACAAAAUGCAGCAUUAGCACGAAGUACCACAGCCGGCGUGCCCAUGGGAAUGGAAGCAAUGAAUGCCGCCACAACCAGUGUCCCCACACGACGGAAAUCCUACAGCGUCGAUCCUCACAUUCAAUCAUCCGAUUUGGUGGGUUUAUCGCGCGAAGAACGUCGCCGUAGACGGAGAGCCACACAGAAGUACAGGACAGCUCAUGCCACAAGGGAGAGGAUUCGAGUAGAGGCAUUCAAUGUGGCCUUCUCGGAACUAAGGAAACUUCUACCAACCCUACCACCGGAUAAGAAGCUUUCUAAAAUUGAAAUACUAAAACUCGCCAUAUGCUACAUUGCCUAUUUGAAUCAUGUUCUUGAGACGUAA
Lutzomyia longipalpis is the source of this 396-nucleotide messenger RNA. It is a transcript of the gene HLH4C, whose product is annotated as helix-loop-helix protein 1. Gene Ontology annotation, biological process: regulation of transcription by RNA polymerase II. Gene Ontology annotation, molecular function: DNA-binding transcription factor activity, RNA polymerase II-specific; RNA polymerase II cis-regulatory region sequence-specific DNA binding; protein dimerization activity. NCBI's taxonomy places the organism in Eukaryota, Metazoa, Arthropoda, Insecta, Diptera, Psychodidae. The coding region runs from base 1 to 396 and encodes 131 amino acids. The record is from RefSeq and is a predicted model, not a curated record. The transcript has a single exon.